This is a messenger RNA of Pyricularia oryzae 70-15, 3047 nucleotides long. RefSeq lists its product as uncharacterized. NCBI's taxonomy places the organism in Eukaryota, Fungi, Ascomycota, Sordariomycetes, Magnaporthales, Pyriculariaceae. Gene Ontology annotation, cellular component: nucleus. The record is from RefSeq and is a predicted model, not a curated record. The transcript has 2 exons. Bases 389 to 2020 code for a protein of 543 amino acids.
CGCCGACGUCACUAUCCCUUCUCCCUUCUCAAACGAGCUCUGCUCGCCAUUUGACUCCGUUGUGUAUAUUUUUUCCUAUCAUGCCAAAUUCCUUUUUUUUUGAACUUCCAUUUUGUCUAGCAGAUUUAUUGCGCUCAACUUUCAUCAUCGUUUCAACUGGUGCGACAGAGAAGCAUCCUUCACUUCCCAGGCACCACCAAGCACGGUGGAGCCCUCUUUUCGCAUCGAUCACGUUUUUUUUUAAAAAAAUAAAAUAAUACCACACGAAUCUACUCCUACUUCGUCAACCGGGUAUCAUUGGUCGCAAAACAAGGUCAGAUAUUGAUAUGGCGUAGGAAUCGGGCGCUAGUAAAUACCGAAAUCACAAAAAAAAAAAAAAAAGAAAAAAAUGGCCAACCUCUCAGGCAAACGCCGCCACGGCAAACAGGCGAAGAAACAGCAGACCUUGGAUGCUCUACUUGGCAAAAACAGCUCUCCUCUGGCAUCGAGACAGAAAGUGCCAACACCGAGCUCCAGUGCUGCAACUAGACCAGCACCCGCAGGCAACGUUAGGUUCAUGCCGAGAGGUGUUGCACGGGGUGCCCCACCAACGGCAGCUUCGGAUUCUGAAGAUGACGAUGACAGGGCUGGUGAUGAUGAUGCUGAGCCCGAUCCACCAGCUGUAGCUCCGGCCUCGCCCCCGCGCUCGUCAGCCAAGCGCAAAGCCGUGGUGUUGAGUGAUGACGAGCAUGAGGAUGAGGAUGAUGUCCCGAUAGCGACACCUGCUAGAGCUCGAAAGCAAAAGGUCGUUGUUCUUGAUAGCGACAGUGAUAGCGAUGUACGACCUUCAACGGCAAAAAGACGACGCCUGGCAAGAAGACAGUCAACCCCAUCCCCGCCCGGAUCGCCCGGCCCGAGUACAAAAGGCCGUUUACGCAGCACACCCACCAGUCGCAGUCUCAAGUCGCAAAGGGAAAGGCGCAUGGAGCUCCUCAGGCGCCGCCGCAACGGCGAAAAUGUAACCGAGCUUGAUCAGAUUGACGAAGCGUCCAACGAUGAAGAGCCACAGAAAGCACUUUACGAUACGGAUUCGGACCUCCCGGCUUUGGACGAGUUCGAUGAUGAAGAUACGGACAGCAAGGAGACUUUAGUGGAGCCCAGGCAAACACAGUCCAGCCCUACCAAACACAAAGAUCAACCUGUGGUACCGGAAGGCAGUGACGCCGAUAGCCUGGAUAGCUUCAUUGACGAUGAGGAAGGCCUUAUCGGCGUGCCAGACUCGGUGGAAAUUCCCCUGGAGUUCACUUCACAAGCUCACAAGCCCAUGAAGGCUUUGUUCAAGGAUAUCAUCGACUGGCUGGUACAGAACCGUAUCAAUCCGGAUUUUGAUCGUGAAAACGCAGUCUACCGUCUGGCCUGGAGAAAACUUGAUGACGAGUUUCGAGGUCUAGCGUCUUCCAAGUUCUCCUCGGCUGCCUGGAACCCCGAAUUCCACAAGUCUUUGAGAGCUAGGCCGUAUAUGGAUAAUUACGAAUCUUCCAUGGAUAGGUCCGAUUUGUUCACCACCUGCCAAGCUUGCAAUCGUACCGGCCACCCAGCUACGCGUGUGAUAAGGUUCAGUGGCAAGCCCUAUAGCCAACAGACUCUGGAUGAAAUCGAGCAGAGUGAACCCGACUCAGAAGACGAAGGUCCACACCGGGACAGGGAUGAGAAUAACCAUCUCAUUGCUGGAGAGGGCAAGGACUGGAUGUGUGGCGCGGUCUGCGCGAGCAACGCCGAAACUGCACAUGACUUGCUUCAUUGGAAGCACUCUCUGAAGGAUUGGGUCGACGAGAGGCUGGGAACCCAAGGUCUCAUGUCUGCAAAGAAAGUGGAAAAGAGGCAGCGCCUUUCGUCUAAGAAGCGGAGGAAGCGCGCCGACAAGAUAGUGGACGAAUGGGAAGAAAAAGGUGUAGUGAGGGCCCUUUAUGACGAUUUCAAGCGGACGCUCGAGACGGCUCGAGUCAAACCUACAACUGGAAAGACCAAGAGGAGGAGGUAGGGAUAUGGGGUUCUCCGCAUGCUCAGGUCGCCACGACAUUUCCUAGGAAUUAACCGCUGUCCGUCCAUUCCGACUAUCCCAUCUUUUUGAGUGAACGGAGAAGCUGUUGACGGACGGCAACCUACCGGGGGAAUAAUGGCAUGGGUAUGGAAGUUCCUUUGUUGUUUUUAUUUCCUCUUUUGCGUGUGGCGAUGUAUUUGGCUCAACUUUGAGCAAGCAGCGAUACCCGAACCGGAAAUACCCAAGAACGACAGCCGCAAAACACAACAUUCAGCUAGUCACGCAUGCAUCUUUGGGGUUGGAGUUGGACCAAAAGUGGUCGGUUGCCUUAUCAUCGUCCAAAGGAGCAAAGCUAUCUGUGACGACAUAACUCGUGGGCAAGCUGACACAAGUACAUGAUGGCUAAGUCAGGGAUACACCUAGAUGGCCGAUCCUGAAACACAGGAGAGCCGCGGACUGGGGGCUGGGGGUUUGCGAGGAAGGGGUGGUAGCAAAAAAAGAUCACCCCGUUCCUCCACCACUACCAUACUCACAUAAAGGCCAGUUCCAGGCCGGGCAGGCGGGGUUUUUUGGGGCUAUUCCCAGCCAAAAUAAAGCAGCCCAUCGUGGUCAGGGUUCUUGCCAGACGGUGAGGGAACCGGGUAUUGCGGAAUCAUGCCAAAGAGGGUAAAUGAAAAAUAAAGCCAAGAUUUCCUGACACUCUGGACCCUUGACUCCGUUUCCUCGAGUAAUAAAUAGCCACUGAUGCAACAAUCCAAGGAUGGAUACUCUGGUAUCUUCGUGGCCUUUUUAACUGUAAGGUGUACAGUACUGUCAGCUGUUAUGUAGUGCAAUGACCAUUUCUGCUUCAGGUUGGCGUGCACUAGGGACCCUAACCCUUCUACGUUGCGAUACUGCAGGUCAUCAAUCAAUAUGCACACACAUAAACCUUCUGUAGUAGAACUAGGCUAGAGGUAGGGGUGCGCCCGCCCUGGAUCAUAAGGGACCAUACUUCAACCUACUCAGGUACGUGAGGCGAAAUGACGAG